Messenger RNA from Capsicum annuum, 1047 nucleotides. Its product is annotated as FCS-Like Zinc finger 10-like. NCBI's taxonomy places the organism in Eukaryota, Viridiplantae, Streptophyta, Magnoliopsida, Solanales, Solanaceae. The coding region runs from base 123 to 857 and encodes 244 amino acids. The record is from RefSeq and is a predicted model, not a curated record. The transcript has a single exon.
AUAUUAUUUUAUUUAAGCUUUAUCGAUACUACAACACACUUAUUUUUUUCUAACAUUACUUGUUUUAAAUUUGCAGUCCUUAAAGGGGGAUCAUGACUACUAACUAGGAAACAAAGAUUCAUAUGGCAAAUCAAAGUUCUAAUUGUCCUUCUACCAAUUCCACACAAAAUCAAACAAAUAAACCAAUUUCAUCCUUCUUAGGUUCACCAAGAAUUUUCAAUGGCCUUUUAACUAGAAGUCUAUCUGACAUUGGAAAUAUCAAAACAAAUCGAGGUCGACUAUAUGAUACUGAAAUAGUCACUAGCCCAAAUUCCAUUCUUGAUGGCAUGCAAAAUCUUAAUGUUGGGAACCCUUUUGGUUAUGAUAGAAAACCAUCAAACCCCAUCACUAAAAAUACGUCUAAGUUUCAAACAAGUGGAGGUCGGCUAUAUGACUCGGAAGGUGUAGUUAGCCCAAAUUCCAUUCAUGAUGGCAUGCAAAAUCACAAUCUUGGCAACCCUUUUGGUUAUGAUAGAAAAACACCAAACCCCAUCACUAGAAAGCCACCAAACAAGAAGUUGGAAUCAGAAAGUAUUGGACUUGCUCUCGUUGAUCCUAAAGUAACUAGUGAAAAAUCACCUGUUCUAUUUGGAGCAAAACUCAAAGUUGAAAUCCCAUGUUCAAUUGAGGUGAAAAAUACUUGUGAGGAUUUUGGUGAAAUGGAGAGUUCAGAGGACUAUACUUGUGUGAUAUCUCAUGGUCCAAAUCCAAGAACAACUCAUAUAUUUGAUAAUUGCAUUGUUGAGAGGUGUUGUGGAGUCAGAAAGUUGAGGGAGAAUUCUUGCAAAGUUGAUCACACUGAGGGAAAGGACAUCUAACAUGUAACUAUCUCUUUAGCUCUCAGGUAGGAGUAUGAUUUGCGUAGACUCUAUUCUUUUCAGAUCGCUUUAAUUUAUGAGAUUACAUUAAAUAUGUUGUUGUUGUUCGUGUUUUGUAGCUUUUACUUGUGAAUCAAAGCUUAGAGUUUAGUGGUAUCGAUAGAAAAUUCACUAUAAUGUUUGAGUUCAA